UCGCGAUAUGUGUUUUCGCGAUAUGUGUUUUGAUAACCUUCGUAAUACAGCAGUUAGCUGCGGGGAAGCUGAUGCUAUCUUGCAUUGUACAAUUGAAAGCCAAGAUUGUUGAAACUACGCAUUCAAGAUGUUUGACAAAGUUCUGUUGUCGUGUGCGAUGGUUUUUCUGGUGAUCCAGCAAAUACGGACACUUCCAAUCAUGGGAGAACCGCCAUUUUGCCGAGAUCUCGAAUGCCCAGAAUAUACAGUGGCCAUGCACACGGAUGAUUUUGAAGAAAGAUGCUACCAAGAGUACAAAUGGGCAAGCACUGAUAUGUCAGGUGUUGACUACGACGCGGCAGUCAGAACUGGCUUCGAACGUCUAUUUGCCUACAUCUCCGGCGCAAAUAAACCCAAGGUGAAAAUCGAAAUGACAGCUCCAGUGGCCGUUGCGAUCAAAGCUGGCCCGGGACCUUUCUGCGCAUCCAACUUUACUGAGAAUUUCUUUGUACCUUUUAAGUACCAGUCGGGACCACCUGAGCCCACGGGUGAGGUGUACAUUACCACCUUUCCCAAACACUGCCAAUAUGUGACAACGUACUCGGGUUAUAGUAAUACAACUUUAAUGCAAGAAAACACAGCACGAUUGGUAAAGGCCUUAGAAAAAGCAGGGCUUGGUGACACAUAUGCUACAAAUGAGUAUUUCUUUGCUGGUUAUGACAGCCCCUUCGAGCCUCUUCAUCGUCACAAUGAAAUUUGGUUGAUCAAAAAAAGCGAAAAUUCCAUACUGUGAUAGACCUAUGAAAGCGGACGAUAUUACUAGCUUUUAGAAAAGCCCAGGCCUCAAUACGAGGUCUCUGUGAUUCUUGGAAUAUUUAAUGUGAUUGUAACUCGAAUGUUUGAAGUAAAUUGUCAAAUUUUAGGAUUUUAUCUUGUUUGUCUAUCAACAGAAAAGCUAAAGCAAUAAAUAAAGUGAAAGUA
Dendronephthya gigantea is the source of this 960-nucleotide messenger RNA. RefSeq names its product heme-binding protein 2-like. Lineage: Eukaryota; Metazoa; Cnidaria; Anthozoa; Malacalcyonacea; Nephtheidae. The record is from RefSeq and is a predicted model, not a curated record. Bases 128 to 772 code for a protein of 214 amino acids. The transcript has 3 exons.